Molecule: messenger RNA, 738 nt
Organism: Mesorhabditis belari
Lineage: Eukaryota; Metazoa; Nematoda; Chromadorea; Rhabditida; Rhabditidae
Source: the annotation of a GenBank genome assembly
AUGCAAAUGUUCCGAUGUUUCCUUUACUAUUUUAUUCUGAAUUUUCUUAAUGCUCAAAGAGUACUAUUGAACAAAAUCUUGCCAUUAUCUGAGCCACUUCGACCAUCGAACAAUAUAAGAAACUUGUUAAGAAAUGCUGCCGGUUUCAAUACAGUGAUCAUCUCAAAAACGAUGUCACAAACAACACUUCUAACUCUUUGUGAUUUGCUUAGACAACAAAGAGGACUUCCACAGAAGAAUCUUGAAAUUGGAAAGAAUAGAAACCUUUGUAUGAAGCAAAAUUGGUAUCAUCAAGUCCCAUCAAAAAAUCUCAAAUGGAUAAUCAACGGAAAUAGUCCAGCGUUGAUCGUUGUUCGAGAUCCGAUUGAGAGAUUUGUUUCAAUGUAUGCAUAUCUGUGCAAAGAGAAAUACCUAUGCCCGGCUAGAAUGAAUAUUCAUCGUUUUGCAAAGUGGACAAAUCGAUUAUUGUUGAAAGUGGAUGAGAAUGAUGAAUACAAUGCUGUCCUAGGGCAUAUCCAGCCAUCAUUUUGGUUCGCUUACGAAAAUGGAGAGUCUUUGCCUGAUGGCAAUCUGGAGUUGAAGCCACAAUUGCUUGCUGCUUUGCAAAGACAUCGGAUAAAAUUACCUGAUCAACUAAUGCCAACAAUCAAUGGUGGAGCUGUUUUAGAGGAUGAUUGCAUGGGUUCCCGUUUGAGCGCAGCGCCCGAAAAGUCGAUACCAAGAUACUAUUGUGAUCUC